This is a messenger RNA of Pneumocystis jirovecii RU7, 1131 nucleotides long. RefSeq lists its product as uncharacterized. The transcript has 8 exons. The coding region runs from base 1 to 1131 and encodes 376 amino acids. The record is from RefSeq and is a predicted model, not a curated record. Lineage: Eukaryota; Fungi; Ascomycota; Pneumocystomycetes; Pneumocystales; Pneumocystaceae. Gene Ontology annotation, molecular function: protein binding.
AUGAACGAAUUGACACAAUCUUCUAAAAAUAAUAAUUUAAACCCAUCUUUUCCAUAUUUAGUUGCAUCUGAAUUUAAUUAUAAUACUAAAACUAAUUUUACGAAACAAGUUCAAUGGUCUCCUGAUGGAACAUGUCUUUUAAGUUCUUCUAAUGACAAUAUUAUGCGAACUUUUAUUGUUCCAAAUAAUGUAUUAGAACGAAAAGAAGUUUCUAAAUUAACUUGCUGUUCUUUUAUUCGGUCUGCUGAAUCAGUUUAUUCUUAUCUUUGGCAUCCUAAAAUGAUAUUAAAUGAUGUUAAUUCUUGUUGUUAUUUGGUUUCUGUACGUGAUCAUCCUAUCCAUUUAUAUAACGCUUUAUUUUCGACGCUAAUAGCUUCUUAUCCUCUUAUAAAUCAUUGUGAAAGAUUUGUUGCACCUAAUUCUUUAAUAUUUUCUUUAGACGGAACCAGGUUUAUUGCAGGCGCUAAUAAUAUGUUGUCUAUACAUGCUUUAAAUAUGUAUGGUUAUGGACCUAUAUCUAUUUUUCGUACUACAUCUACAAGGUGCUCUAAAUUUUCUUUGUCCCUUCCUGUUCAGAAAGGUAUUAUUUCUUCGCUUUGUCUUAAUAGCCAUAGACUUCUUGCUGCUGGAACAUUUAAUGCUACCGUUGGUAUAUAUUCUAAUGAAGGUGAUGGUGAUAUUAUUUCUUUUUUUGGCGUUGGUGAUGGUGGUGUGACUCAAGUUUUAUGGCUAGAUGAUUAUAAAUUACUUGUAGUUUCACGUAAAUCUGAAAAAAUGAGUAUAUGGGACAUUCGAACAUUUUCUUGUAUUAAAACUCUGGGUCCACGUUUUGCUAUGACUCAGCAAAGAAUGACUGUAGAUGUUUGGAAAAAAUAUAUUAUAGCUGGAAAUAUAGAUGGUAUUAUUAGAAUAUGGAAUGAUGAUAAAAUAUUUUUUGAAUGGAAAGCGUAUAAUGAUGUUGUAAAUUCAUCUGUUGUGCAUCCAUCUUAUCCAUUGGUUGCGACUUGUUCAGGUUCGAGAAAAUAUAACAAAAAAUAUCUUAAAUAUGUUGAUAAUAAAAUUUUUUACAAUUAUGAUAAUAGCAUUAAAUUAUGGGAUUUGUCUAGAAAUACUAAGAGUUGUUUAAUAUAG